CUGCGGCAGAGACUAGUCGGCACCUGGCGCCUUGAAGCCUACGUCGCCUACCCAACGCCCACAUGCCGCUUCCAACGCCCAACCUUCCCAAUGACCAAAAACGUCACAGGCCUGAUCAUGUACACACCCGACGGCUACAUGAGCGCGCACAUGCUGAUUCCCGGUCAAAUGUCCUUCAAGCGCGGAGAAGGUGAAGAACCGCAAUGGGCAGAGGCAGGCAAGCGAUCUUUUUCGUAUGCAGGCCCUUACUACAUUACCGACGAGGGUAUGGGCAGAAAAGAGAUUUUGAGACACACGUUCCAGGUUUGCAACUUGCCGGGGUGGCUAGGCGAUAUCCAAGUCAGGACUUGGAAGUUCGAGGAAGAUGAUAAUGUGUUGGUGCUCGGAAGCGAGGAGCCUACAGAGAUUAGAGGCGAGCAGAGAAUCCCGGUUUUGAAAUGGCGAAGGGUCAUGGAUAACUCGAAUGGCAGCCCGCCAGCGCCUAUGCCUCAUAUCAAGGUCAGCGGACCUGGCGAGCCAUGA
Aureobasidium melanogenum CBS 110374 is the source of this 522-nucleotide messenger RNA. RefSeq lists its product as uncharacterized. The annotation marks the transcript as partial. NCBI's taxonomy places the organism in Eukaryota, Fungi, Ascomycota, Dothideomycetes, Dothideales, Saccotheciaceae. The transcript is spliced from 2 exons. The record is from RefSeq and is a predicted model, not a curated record.